GCUGACGAUGCCAAACAGAGAAAACGUGGCGGUUUUCUCAGGUUCCAAGCAAGCACAAACUCACAGCGCUAUUCCUCGUUUGCGCAAUAUAUCAAACACCUUCGCUGCAAUUAUUCCCCACGCCAUCAUCAUCCAUAUGGCCUCUUCGUAAUCCUCUGCCGCUAAUACCAUGCGCCCACCGCCGAUGAGGAAUGCCUUCGCCACUCUCAAGCGUCACCGCCACGCCUCUCUGCUUUCCCCUUCCUUACACUAUAAAAGCACUAUAGAGAUCGUAUUGCCGAAAUGUGGAUCAUUGAGAUUUCAGAAAGAUUAUUAUACUGGGAGGAGUUCAGAUAAUUGGUUUCGCUAUUACUUGUUGCUAAAACAUUCAUAUUCCACUAGUUUCACCAGUGUGCACGGCGAAAGGCCGUCGGCGGAGUACGCAAAGUUGAGGAAGGAAUCGCUGGAAAGUGAGUUUGGACAAACUCUAGGGACUUAUAGCUCGAAAAGUUUUUCCACUGUCUACCGUUUUGGUCCAUUUUUGGCUUUGUAUAGAGCAGCAAUCGUUUCGUUCCAUGUUGUGAAGCUAUCCAUCUGGCAAUUAUUCAUAUGGGAUAACAAAAAACGUGCCAUCAAGUUUCGAGAAACUCUAAUCCGGUUGGGACCUUUCUACGUGAAGCUUGGGCAGGCUCUUAGCACUAGGCCUGAUAUACUCUCAACUGUAUACUGCGAGGAGCUUGCUAAGUUACAGGAUCAAAUACCCCCAUUUUCUACUCAAGUUGCAAUUAAAUCGAUAGAAACCCAGUUAGAUGUUUCCAUUUCAGAGAUUUUUGCUGACAUAAGUGCAGAGCCCAUUGCAGCAGCAUCCUUAGGGCAGGUCUAUAAAGCUCAUCUGCACUCAGGAGAACUGGUAGCUGUUAAAGUACAAAGACCUGGUAUGUCGAUGUUGCUAACCCUUGAUGCCUUAUUAUUCCAUAUGAUUGGUGGCCAAUUGAAGCGUUUUGCCAAGGCCCGCAGAGAUCUAUUUGUAGCAGUGAAUGAGGUGGUUAGACACAUGUUUGAUGAAAUUGAUUAUAUCCUAGAGGCAAAAAACGCUGAGCGAUUUGCCUCUUUAUAUGGUUUAUGCCCUUCUGAUGGCCAAAAGAGCUAUCAAGAAGCUACGCCGGGAGAAACCAUCAAAUAUCAUAAAGGAGAUCGUGUUAAGGUUCCAAAAAUAUAUUGGAACCUCACUCGGAGGGCUGUGCUUACAAUGGAAUGGAUUGAUGGAAUUAAGCUUACUGAUGAAACUGCCCUGAACAAGGCCUGCUUGAACCAAAGGGAGCUAAUUGACCAGGGAAUGUACUGCUCUUUGAGACAAUUGCUUGAGGUGGGCUUUUUUCAUGCUGACCCACAUCCAGGAAAUCUUGUUGCCACUGAAAGUGGCUGUCUUGCCUAUUUUGAUUUUGGAAUGAUGGGUGAUAUUCCUCGACACUACCGUGUAGGACUCAUAAAAAUGCUUGUGCACUUUGUUAAUCGUGACUCACUGGGUUUGGCAAAUGACUUUCUUUCUUUGGGAUUUAUUCCUGAAGGGGUGGAUAUACAAUCAGUUUCGGAUGCGUUGCAAGCAUCAUUCAGUGAGGGGACUAGACAUUCUAAAGAUUUCCAGGGAAUCAUGAACCAGUUGUAUGAUGUCAUGUAUGAAUUCAACUUUUCUCUUCCUCCCGACUAUGCCCUGGUCUUAAGAGCACUAGGAUCACUGGAAGGCACUGCUAAGGUUCUGGAUCCUGAUUUUAAAGUCGUUGAGAGUGCAUAUCCUUUUGUGAUUGGGAGACUUCUAGCAGACCCGACUCCUGAUAUGAGGAGAAUUUUAAGGGAGCUUCUAAUCCGUAAUAAUGGAUCCAUUAGAUGGAAUCGGCUAGAGCGCCUUAUAGCAGCGAUAUCGGAACAAGCUUCUGAAUCUGCUGAGGAGCCGCCUGAUUUGAAGGAGAAUAAGCAAAAUCCUCUGGGAUGGAAAUAUUUUGACAUGCAUUCUGUUGUUUCUGCCACUGAAGACCUUUUGCACUUUAUUCUGUCUGAAAAGGGUCAGAGGGUGCGCGUUUUCCUUCUACGAGAUAUAAUUGACGCUGCCGAUGCUUUUAUCGAUGAUGAAGUCGUUGAUUGCGUGUUAAAUGACAAGCCUAAACAAAGAGUGUCUGAGGAACAUGACAUGGUGAGGAGGGUUGUCAAUGGGUUCCAGCGACUCCGUGAAGCCGUAAAGUUGGCCCCAGAAGUCUGGACAGCAAUGUUUCUGCGAUUGGCAGUGAAACGUGAGGUUCAUUCGUUUGCACUAGACUUACUUUCAGCUCUGAUAAUCCAUUUUAGCCGCAAAAUUCCGGAAGCUUCUUGGAUCUGUUUGUCAAAAAUUCUGCAUGAGUUGACGAAAAGAAACAGCUCUGUUGAAUUGUGAUUAGCAGUAGUAGCCCCGAUUUUAAAAAAAAAAAAAAAAGUUUUGUUUUUUUAUUUUUUAUUUUGUUUUUCCCUCUCUUCUAUUUCAAUGAAGGGGAAAUUUGGCGAUUCAUUUUUGUUGAGGAAUUUCAAGAUUUUGUAUAGAACGUAAUUAGAUUUCACACACAGCCAAACAAAACGGACUGCAAAAGCAACGGAUAGGCUUUCAUAACAAUAAAACGCCAUCUAGUGUGAUGGCUUAUUGUGGUGA
This is a messenger RNA of Morus notabilis, 2653 nucleotides long. RefSeq lists its product as uncharacterized. The coding region runs from base 170 to 2404 and encodes 744 amino acids. The transcript is spliced from 14 exons. NCBI's taxonomy places the organism in Eukaryota, Viridiplantae, Streptophyta, Magnoliopsida, Rosales, Moraceae. The record is from RefSeq and is a predicted model, not a curated record.